This is a messenger RNA of Knipowitschia caucasica, 858 nucleotides long. Lineage: Eukaryota; Metazoa; Chordata; Actinopteri; Gobiiformes; Gobiidae. The record is from the annotation of a GenBank genome assembly.
AUGGCGGACAUGCCCCCGGAGAAAAGUCUGGAUGAUUUCUUUGCCAAACGAGAUAAAAAGAAAAAGAAAGAAAAGGGGAAAGGCAAAGAGGCCCCCGCGCCCCCCACCACGAUGCUGCUGAAGAAAACCAAGAAAGACAAGGAGAAAUCUGCCAAGAAUGACAACCCGGACACGCAGAUAGAGAAGGAGGAUGAGGAGUGGAAAGAGUUCGAGCAGAGGGAGGUGGAUUACAGUGGGCUCCGGCUGCAGGCCUUACAGAUCACUGACGAGAAGGAGGAAGAGGAGUAUGAGAAGGAGGAGGUGGGAGAGGAUGGAGAGAUUAUUCUGGUCAGUGGUGAUAAAGUAUCAGGACCAUGGAACAAGUCGGGUGGUGCCCCGCCUUCUGCAGCCCCAGUGGAGGAUGAAGACGAUGAUGAAGAGGUGCCUGAAUCCAAACCUUCUGGAGUAUAUCGGCCCCCAGGAGCCAGAUUGGGCACUGCCAAAAGAACCCCCGCCCAGGGCCCCCCUGAGAUCUUCAGUGAUACACAGUUCCCCUCCCUCCUGGCCACUGCCAAGCACACGGAAACACGCAAGGACCGUGAGAUGGAGAAGACCUUUGAGGUGGUCAAACACAGAACCCGUGGGAGAGAUGAUGCUGGUGGGGCUUCUAUACAGCACUUGCAGCUGGACAACCAGUACGCCAUCCUGGGGGAUAACUUCACCUCUGACGGUUUGGCUACAGAGGAACUGCAUCUGCUGGGGCUGAGCGCAGGGGAGACUCUGACACACUGUGGUCCUGAGGCUCGGGCUCAGAGCUCUGUGUGCGACCAAACUCCUCUCUGGACUCAAACUGGUUUUGCUGAAGCAACAGACGACUGA